Messenger RNA from Pimephales promelas (fathead minnow), 2189 nucleotides. Lineage: Eukaryota; Metazoa; Chordata; Actinopteri; Cypriniformes; Leuciscidae. The record is from RefSeq and is a predicted model, not a curated record.
AUAGAGGUUUGGAACAACAUGAGGGUGAGUAGCCUAAAUACUGACAGAAUUUUCAUUUUGGGGUGAACUAACGGUUUUCGGAGUCAUUCAGCGCCCCCUGGAGGAAGAAUUGAGUGUUUGCUGCUCACUGCGACACUCGCAUGCGCCGUACGGCAGAUGUUUACUACAGUUCUGAACACGUUUGCGGCGGCAACACGGCAGUGGACAGCGUGAGUGUUUUCUUUUGUAAACUUCCUCCUAAAGCUAAGGAAAAAAUAUUGAGAAUUUAGAGCAUGUCUUCUUUGAUUGUGAAAUGGUGCAACCCUUUUGGAGUGAGGUGCAGAACUGGUUAGUGACUAGGAGGGUUGAACUUCCACCUCUCACGGUGAAGUUAAUUAGGUUUGGUGUUUGUCUGGAUAACAAAGAUUAGUGAUCACAGCCCUUUCAAAAUAAUUCGACAAUAAACGCUGGGAAUAUUCUCAUCAUCAAGGCUAGAAGUGCAUCUGAACACGCAGGAGACACUCCAGGUGAAUCUGUGUGCCGUACUAGAGUAAAGAUGGACUUUAUUAAAAAGGAGAUUGAAGACAUGAGUGAUCCAGAACCAUCCAGAAUAAAACAUGAAGAUACUGAGGAACAAAUAGACCAGGUGAGAGUGAAAGAGGAAAGACAAGAAAUGAAUGAAAUGGAGGAGGAACAUCGUAACUUUACAAUUCAAAGAACAAAAGCCAAAAAGACGCACACCUGCACUCAGUGUGGAAAGAGUUUCUCACAGAAAGGAAACCUUAACACACACAUGAGAAUUCACACGGGAGAGAAAUCGUAUACAUGCACUCAGUGUGGAAAGAGUUUCACACAGAACGGAGACCUUAAAACACACUUGAGAAUUCACACUGGAGCAAAACCGUAUACAUGCACUCAGUGUGGAAAGAGUUUUACUCAAUCAUCAGGUCUCAGUGAUCAUCUGCGCAUUCACUCUGGAGAAAAGCCAUUUAACUGUGAUCAGUGUGGUAAAAAUUUUAGUUCAUCAUCAAAUCUAAAAUCACACCUGAAAGUUCAUUCAGAUGAGAAGCCUUAUGUGUGUUCUCUCUGUGGAAAGAGUUUUUCACGGCUGGAUCAUUUGAAACUGCACCAGAAAACACACAAUGAACUGAGAGAUUAUAUGUGCUUUGACUGUGGGAAGAGCUUUACUAGAUCUGAUCAUCUGAAUCGGCACCAAAUAAUUCAUACUGGAGAAAGACCUUACAAGUGCUCAUAUUGUGACAAGAGUUUCACUCAUUCUGGAUCUCUGAAAUCACACGAGCGAAUUCACACUGGAGAGAAGGCGUACGACUGUACUCAGUGUGGGAAGAGUUUCACCCGAUCAAGUAGUCUAGGGACUCAUAUUAGAAAGCAUUCCAAAAAGACGCACACCUGCACUCAGUGUGAAAAGAGUUUCAGAGAGAAAAGAUACCUUAACUCACACGUGAGAAUUCACACUGGAGAGAAACCGAAUACAUGCACUCAGUGUGGAAAGAGUUUCACACAGAAAGGACACCUUAACUCACACAUGAGGAUUCACACUGGAGCAAAACCAUAUACAUGCACUCAGUGUGGAAAGAGUUUUGCUCAAGCAUCAACUCUCAGUUAUCAUCUGCGCAUUCACUCUGGAGAAAAGCCAUUUAACUGUGAUCAGUGUGGUAAAGAUUUUAUUUCAUCAUCAAAUCUACUCCAACACCUGAAAGUUCAUUCAGAUGAGAAGCCUUAUGUGUGUUUUCUCUGUGGAAAGAGUUUUUCACGGCUGAAAAGUUUUAAACAGCACCAGAAAACACACAAUGAAGUGAAAGAUUAUUUGUGCUUUGACUGUGGGAAGAGCUUUAAAAUAUCUGAUCAUCUGAAACGGCACCAAAGAAUUCAUACUGGAGAAAGACCUUACAAGUGCUCAUACUGUGACAAGAGAUUCACUCAUUCUGGACACCUGAAAGAACACGAGCGACUUCAUACUGGAGAGAAGCCGUACUACUGUACUCAGUGUGGAAAGAGUUUCACCCGAUCAAGUAGUCUAGUGACUCAUAUUAGAAAGCAUUGUUCUGUGUCACAGUGAGCAAAUGUUUUGUUAGAUUCACAUAAAGUAAAUGUGUAGUUAGUUAACUAAUAAACUUAGCCUGGAUGCCAGCCCGAACUCCGCCCACAACAUUUUUUGGUCGGGAAGUUCGGUCUGGACUCGAUCCAUU